AUGGGAAGGCCUCGAAAACGAAGAAGAAGCGACGCUCUCCGAGCCCACCAAGCUGCCACCAUAGGCAAAGGAGAAACCAACAAUUACAUUAGCAUCUCCGCCGGCGACAGUACCAACGGACACAACACGACGAAUCAAUGGCUCGAGGGAAAUAACGUCUUUAUGGGUGACGAAAGCAGGCUGUUAGACCUGAACAUCUUGGGGUCGGGCGAUGGACAUAACCACCACGUCGGGGGUUGCAUCCCCCACACGACCAAUAGAAGCUCCUCGAAUAAUGGGCAUUUCGAUCCCAGUCUUGCUGGUUCCAGCGAUACUGUAACCACCGAUCUGGACACCCUCUUCGACCCUUCCGCUCAAAACAUCGAUUUCUCGUCUCUUCUUAGUGACCUCUCACCGUCACAAGACAGUCCCCUACCGAAUCCAUCGACACCGUCAUCAUGUUCUGCACCUCACGUAGCCCACCACCUCCACUGCACUAAUGCUUCCUCCCAACCAGUCCUAUCAAACCUGAUAGAUCAUACCAAAAUUCCACUCGAAGUCGGCACGGCAAUGAGCCCUCGAGACAUGACCGCCUUCGGUAUAAACCCUGAAACUAGCCUCGGCCUCACCUGCGACUGCCUUCUCCACUUCUUUUCCGCGAUAAUGACGCUUAAAAAGAUGAUAUACAACCCUGUACACCUCUCACCUCCCACACCGUUUAGCACGCCACCACCACCAAUCAGCCUCGAAGAGAUAACUGCCAUUAGCGCAAAUGCGAUCGAAAUCACCAAAACAAGCUUGAAAUGCGCCAGUUGCAACAUGUGCUUCACCACGUUGAUGAAUGUCGGUCAGUUGCUAGGUUUAUUAUUAAGAGCGUACUCCCAAUUCCUACAAACCUCCAAUAACGUUAUGCCCCGUUCCCAAGCGAAAAAAGUAGUAAACGACGAGAUGGACAAAAUAUUGGAUAUCCUCGGCCAGGUUGAAAUCCGCUCGUUAGCACGGCACGGAAUGGUAUUGAGCAGAGAUACGAGUAUCUCAAAGGAUAUGGUUGGAAGAGGGGUUAUCGAGCGCAUUGCAACGGGGAAUUGGGUGGGGGAUAGAAAUCCGUUAUGUUUAAAGAUCGUUAAUAUGGUCAGAGGACUGGCGGAUGGAUUGAUAUGCGGAGUUGGAGUCGGUGAUUCUAAUGAGGAUGAAGAUACGACGACAACGAUGAUGUUUGAAUCCGGGCGCUUGAGAUAG
This is a messenger RNA of Orbilia oligospora ATCC 24927, 1218 nucleotides long. RefSeq lists its product as uncharacterized. The transcript is spliced from 3 exons. Lineage: Eukaryota; Fungi; Ascomycota; Orbiliomycetes; Orbiliales; Orbiliaceae. Bases 1 to 1218 code for a protein of 405 amino acids. The record is from RefSeq and is a predicted model, not a curated record.